AUGUCAGCGAAUAGCGGGGUAAAGCGAGCUAGUAAGGCAUUUAAAACAUGUCUAUUUUGUAAGCGAUCACACGUCGUGUGUGAUAAACAGCGGCCGUGUUCUCGAUGUAUCAAGAGGGACAUUGCACAUUUGUGUAAGGAAGAUGGUAUACCGAUUACAAAUGAACGACUGUCACAGCAAGGAAAUUCACCCGAGGAGAAUUGUAUAGCACCGGAAACAUAUCCAAAUAGGGCGAAUAAUGGGAGUAUGUUUGAUUGUCAAAACAAUCGUAAUGGAUCGACGGACACCAGUAGCCCCAAAUAUGGGGAGCCUCAAUCAUCUAAACUAGACUCUACUCUUGUAAACGAUACAACCAGUUUAUUACUUCCACAACAGCCUAUAUUUGUAUCAGAGAAUGUCGGCUCGGAAUUCAGUUCCUUGAAUGAAUUUCUUUCGAUGCUUGAAAACCCUCUGCUGGCCCAUUCAGGGUUGAGCUCUGGCGGCACGAGUAAUAUUCAUUUAGAAAAUGGAUCACAAAGCACCCAAUCUCCAUUAGAAUAUCAAAAUGACAACCAUAGAAAUGGAAACGAAGUGGUAAGACAAGGACAGAAUGCACCGGAUAUAAUUCCAGCGUCUUCUAAUGAUGUUUCAAAGACGUAUGGACAUAACGAGCCGAAGGAAGUAUCUAAUGAUCAGUUCGAGGCCGAUCCUAACGAGAACAGUGCUCCAACGCCUAAGGAACAGUUUUUCUUAACAGCCGCAGAUCCAUCUACAGAAAUGACGCCGGAAGAUAGGUUGAAAUUGGUCAUAAACGCCAAACUAGAGGCAGGAUUGUUGAAGCCUUACAAUUAUGCCAAGGGGUACGCCAGGUUACAAGAUUACAUGGACAAAUACAUGAAUCAAUCUUCCAAGCAACGGAUUCUGAAACCCCUGUCCACCAUCAGACCAGCGUUCAGGACCAUUGCGCGUUCGUUAAAGGAUGUGGAUCUAGUACUCGUGGAGGAAAGUUUUGAAAGGAUGCUAUUGUCAUAUGAUCGUGUUUUCACCUCGAUGAGUAUGCCCGCUUGUCUGUGCAGACGUACGGGGGAAAUUUACAGGGCCAACAAAGAGUUUGCCUCCUUGGUCGAUUGUACGGUGGACGAUCUACGCGAUGGGAAGUUAGCAAUCUACGAGUUGAUGACAGAGGAAAGUGCAGUAAACUUUUGGGAAAAAUAUGGGUCCAUUGCGUUCGAUAAGGGCCAGAAGGCCGUUCUGACAAGUUGUAGUCUACGGACCAAAGAUGGGAUCCGUAAACGACCAUGCUGUUUCAGCUUCACCAUCAGAAGGGAUAGAUACAACAUCCCGAUUUGCAUUGUAGGGAAUUUUAUCCCUUUAUCAUAG
Saccharomyces eubayanus is the source of this 1359-nucleotide messenger RNA. RefSeq names its product gluconeogenesis transcription factor RDS2 (gene RDS2). The record is from RefSeq and is a predicted model, not a curated record. Bases 1 to 1359 code for a protein of 452 amino acids. Gene Ontology annotation, molecular function: RNA polymerase II transcription regulatory region sequence-specific DNA binding; DNA-binding transcription factor activity, RNA polymerase II-specific; zinc ion binding. Lineage: Eukaryota; Fungi; Ascomycota; Saccharomycetes; Saccharomycetales; Saccharomycetaceae. Gene Ontology annotation, cellular component: nucleus. The transcript has a single exon. Gene Ontology annotation, biological process: regulation of DNA-templated transcription.